AUGGAGAUUGGUUUUGAAGAUCAUAAUCUGGAGGAACCCAAUCAACCUUUAUGGGAGAAACGAAAGAAAGAUGCAAAGGCUUUGUUCACUAUCCAAUCGGCAUUGGAUGAAGAUAUGUUGUCCAAAAUUUCAGUAGUGAACACAGCUCAUGAAGCAUGGGAGAUGUUGAAGCAAGAGUACUUGGGAGCUCAAAAGAUAAUCACUGUGAAGUUAUAA
Messenger RNA from Arabis nemorensis, 216 nucleotides. The record is from the annotation of a GenBank genome assembly. NCBI's taxonomy places the organism in Eukaryota, Viridiplantae, Streptophyta, Magnoliopsida, Brassicales, Brassicaceae.